Molecule: messenger RNA, 579 nt
Organism: Vombatus ursinus (common wombat)
Lineage: Eukaryota; Metazoa; Chordata; Mammalia; Diprotodontia; Vombatidae
Product: DNA primase small subunit-like
Exons: 6
Biological process (GO): DNA replication, synthesis of primer
Cellular component (GO): alpha DNA polymerase:primase complex
Source: RefSeq, a predicted model, not a curated record
CCCAUUCAGCAUAAUACAGUGAAGCUAGGUGCUUUUCAGGCUCAGGAAAAAGAACUGGUGUUUGACAUUGACAUGACAGACUAUGAUGAUGUGAGGAGGUGCUGCAGUUCUGCAGAUAUAUGUUCCAAAUGCUGGACCCUUAUGACAAUGGCCAUCCACAUCAUAGACAGAGCUCUAAAAGAGGACUUUGGAUUUAAACAUUGCCUCUGGGUAUAUUCUGGAAGGAGAGGUGUUCAUUGCUGGGUCUGUGAUGAAACUGUCAGAAAAUUGUCCUCAGCAGUACGCUCUGGGAUAGUAGAAUAUCUAAGUCUUGUAAAGGGCGGAGAAGAGAUGAGAAAGAAGGUUCAUCUCGGUACAAAGAUUCAUCCUUUCAUCAGAAAAUCAGUAAACAUAGUAGAAAAAUAUUUUGAAGAAUAUGCCCUGGUUGGUCAAGAUAUUUUUGAAAAUAAAGAGAACUGGGAUAAAAUUUUAACUCUUGUCCCUGAAUCUAUGCAUGCUGACCUUCAGCAAGGAUUCCAGAAGUGUCAUAAUUCAGUCCAGCGCUGGGAACAUUUGAAGAAAGUAGUGAGCCAAAAUAGG